AUGACGACGCACGAGGGUGUUGUACUGAUCAUCGGAGCUGGUCCUAACGUUGGAGCCUCCGUCGCCGCCAAAUUCUCAGAAAACGGUUACCGCGUGGCUUUGGCCGCACGCAGUCUGACAGACGGUCUUUCGGCCGAUGGAAACCUCCAUAUCAAGGCAGAUCUAUCCCAGCCAAGCGGAGUUCCAUCAAUCUUCCAGAAAGUGAAAAAGGCCUUUGGUAUCCCCAAUGUGGUUGUGUAUAAUGGGGCCUACCGUCUGACCACUCCUCCCGACGACCCUUUUGCCGCACCCGUUGAAGAUUUCCAUCACACGCUCAAGGUUGGCCUAGACAGUGCUUAUAUCGCUGCCCAGGAAUCUCUUCGGGGCUUCAAGGAGCUCCCCGCUUCAACCUCGAAGGCAUUCAUCUAUACCGGAAAUGCUUUGAAUCAGAUCGCAAUUCCCGGCACUCUGCCAUUCGGGGUGAGUAAAGUGGCAGGUUCACUAUUCAUCGAACAUGCCGCUUUGGCAUACGGAGAGAAAGGCUACAGAUUCUACUACGUGGAUGAGCGUCUGCCGGACGGUCGACCGGUUGGCUUCCCAGUUAGUGCCGGUGCCCAUGCAGACAUGUUUUGGACACUGGCGAAUGAGCCCAAGCAGACCCCUUGGCUCGUGACGUUCACCAAGGAAGAAGGAAGGAAGCCAUUUGUCGGUGUCGACUUUGAUGGCAACACUCGGGAAUCCCGUAUGAGGAGGCUUAGCCAGUGA
This is a messenger RNA of Penicillium cinerascens, 744 nucleotides long. RefSeq lists its product as uncharacterized. The transcript is spliced from 3 exons. NCBI's taxonomy places the organism in Eukaryota, Fungi, Ascomycota, Eurotiomycetes, Eurotiales, Aspergillaceae. The record is from RefSeq and is a predicted model, not a curated record. Bases 1 to 744 code for a protein of 247 amino acids.